AUGGACACCUUAUCAGGACACCUGAAGUUGACCAGUGAGCCCGAAAAACCACCACCACCGCAGAAUGCACGGCAGCGCAAGAUGACGCCAGUUCCGGUUCCCGUCCUUCCACCAUUCUUUGAUCCAUUUGCUGAAACUGAGGAUACCACAACGACCCUGAUCCGUGUCCUCUACACGGUCACCCGACCCCCGCUGGAUGAUCCCGUGCGCGUCACCGAACGCCGUUUAGAUGUGAAAUUCAGCUGUCUUGAUCUUCUGGGCAACCAACAGACGCUCUGCGAAUUAAUCACCUUCUUUCGGCGGAUAGUCCCCACUGAGUCUACUCCACGAAGUAGGAGCGCUUCACGCUCGACGGACGAGGUGCCUGGGGAUCAUUCCAUUCCUACUCCAUCUCCCGCCCAUGCCACCGCUGCCGAAAGUGCUGCCAGCUCCCGUCCGCAUACUUUGGACGUCUUGGUCUCCGUGGAACGAUUGAGCCUCGUACUGGUUCGUGUACCCCAGCACCGAUGGCCAAGACGGCCGGAAUAUCUGGCAACUGCGACUUUACUUGGUGCUAACUUUGACUGGCAUCAUGGUGCGUUCAGGUGUUAUUUAUCUUUGUCGGGAAUAUUACUCUGUUUAUACACAUGUUGCAACACUUGGCGUUGGGUUUGGCGGAUUGAUGACGGCUACUAA
This is a messenger RNA of Dibothriocephalus latus, 675 nucleotides long. Lineage: Eukaryota; Metazoa; Platyhelminthes; Cestoda; Diphyllobothriidea; Diphyllobothriidae. The record is from the annotation of a GenBank genome assembly.